AUCGUUUGUCGUUCGUCCGUCAGUCACAUUCGCACACGCAAGCAGCUCUGUCUGUUGGAUAGUUGCUUGGCUGUCAUAUUGUAGUAAUUCGAUUUCUGUGAAGUUGGAUAUGUUUCUGUUAUUAUAAGGCAAAAACAAUUUUUUUUGUUACUGAGUGCAAAGGGCAAUCGAUUAUAUAACACAUAAAAUGGCUCCGAAAGAACCAUCGCCGUUAGCCAAACUCUACCUCAUUCUGUAUAACGGUGUUCAGGUUUUAGGAUGGUCCUACAUGCUGUACCAGCUCGUGGCUUACUACACAUUCGACAAUGGCAACGGAAAACCACUGUGGGAUUACCUAGGAACUACUGUAAUUAUUUUCCAAAACGCAGCCGUCCUUGAGAUAGUACACGCAGCUACGCGUAUUGUGCCGAGCAACCCGGUCAUCACCACCUUUCAGGUUCUCUCCCGGGUGAUGGUGGUGUGCGGUGUCGUAUUGGCGACUCCAACGGGAAAAUCUUCUCCCGGACUUCCGCUGGCCCUACUGGCGUGGUCAAUCACGGAAAUCAUCCGUUACGGAUACUAUGCUCUCAACCUGGUAAACGCGGUACCGCAGGUUCUGAUUUUCCUUCGGUACACCACCUUCAUCGCCCUCUACCCGAUCGGAGUGACGGGCGAGCUGCUGUGCUUCUACUGGGCCCAGAGUUACGUUCGCGAAUCGAAACAGUGGAGCAUCGAGAUGCCCAAUUCGUACAACUUUACCUUCUCGUACUUCUACUUCCUGUGGCUGGUUAUGCUGUUGUACAUUCCGCUGUUCCCGCAGAUGUAUCUGCAUAUGUUCGCCCAGAGGAGGAAAAUCUUGGGCGGUGGCAGUCAACCAGCUGGUAGCAAACAGAAAACUAAAUAAAUUGCUUGCACGGUGUGGGCUUCAAAGUCACGGACAAACAGACGUAACACGUUUGAGGGUUAGGUGAUCGACCCGAACAUCAUUAAAACGAAUUCAUUUAGUUAUGCAAUAUCAUUAUCAUUGAUUCUGCCACAACACAUAGAAGGUUAAGGUACAAGCAAUUCGAUUGCGCUUCAAACCAGUCUGUAGGUAAAAUUUGAUUACGACAUAAACGUAGUCAACAACUGAAUUGUUUACCUGACACACCAAGAAUGCUUUCAAUGAAGCGGAACUAGUAGAAAAUUGAACGAAUCUAGUUGUGAUAUUGCUAGUUAACUGAAGGCAUAAAAGUGUAUUUGAAAGACUGAAACAAAACUACGUUUAUUCCAGCACUUGCCGUUUGUUCCGGAACAAACAAAACAUAUCCAACAGAUGUCAUUUAACGAGAUUUGAUUCAAACUGUUACGCAUGUUUGUCUGUGACACUUUACUAUUCCGAUAACAAUUACGUUAAGUUUAUUCAGGGAAGGUUUACAAUUGCUAAAAUAAUCUAAAAACUUUACUACAUUCUGAGAUUACGGCAGGUGGGGGAAUAUGUGCGAGUUUGAAUAAAAGUACGUUGACUACUUCGAAA
Molecule: messenger RNA, 1495 nt
Organism: Malaya genurostris
Lineage: Eukaryota; Metazoa; Arthropoda; Insecta; Diptera; Culicidae
Gene: Hacd1
Product: very-long-chain (3R)-3-hydroxyacyl-CoA dehydratase 2
Exons: 3
Coding region: 188-883 (231 amino acids)
Biological process (GO): fatty acid elongation; very long-chain fatty acid biosynthetic process; sphingolipid biosynthetic process
Cellular component (GO): endoplasmic reticulum membrane
Molecular function (GO): 3-hydroxyacyl-CoA dehydratase activity
Source: RefSeq, a predicted model, not a curated record